AUGAAAGGGUCCAUACUCGGCAUCAUUCUGAAACCGCCUAUGGGCAGCAUAAUUAGGCAGUCUAUAAAGUCUUCAAAAUUUACAAAUAACGAGGCCGAGUAUGAGGCUAUGUUUGCAGGUCUCGAGCUGGCCAAGAGCCUAGAGGCAGAAGUCGUCGAAGCAAAAUGUGACUCCCUCCUAGUGGUCAACCAAGUAAAUGGGAGCUUCGAGGUUCGAGAAGACAUGAUGCAAAGAUACUUAGACAAACUUCAGGACAUAUUGCAUCACUUAAAAGAAUGGACUCUUGUCCAUAUUUCUCGAGAUCAGAACAGCGAGGCCGAUGCACUCGUGAACCGGGGAUCGUCCGUCGAAGAAGAUGACAUACUCCCGGGGGCUGUUUUAUAG
Molecule: messenger RNA, 384 nt
Organism: Nicotiana tabacum (common tobacco)
Lineage: Eukaryota; Viridiplantae; Streptophyta; Magnoliopsida; Solanales; Solanaceae
Source: RefSeq, a predicted model, not a curated record